Molecule: messenger RNA, 1616 nt
Organism: Neltuma alba
Lineage: Eukaryota; Viridiplantae; Streptophyta; Magnoliopsida; Fabales; Fabaceae
Exons: 6
Coding region: 48-1544 (498 amino acids)
Cellular component (GO): membrane
Source: RefSeq, a predicted model, not a curated record
UAGCAUCAAAGCCUUGUGCUUUCAGAAGCGGAAGCCGCCUUGGACGGAUGGAAACCCUUAUUUAUCACUGUAUAUAUGUUGAGGAGCUUAAGGCGGCAGCUUCAGCGGAUGAACAUCAGAAAUGCCCAGGAACAGCCAAGGACGGUGACAGCCACGAUUGUCCUGACAACUACAAUACAUUGUGUGGUUUUUUCCGGCUAAUAAGAAAAGGGGUCUCUGUUGUUGUACGCAAACCUGUUGAAAGAGACGCGGAAGAUCCCGGAGUGGGAGGAUCCCGAGCGGCCGGAGGUCAGGCAAAUCUGUUAUUUCCAGUUAAUUACAAAACCUGUUGCAAUUUGAUCAGGUUCUUUUAUCUGGUGCUUCUGAUAAUUCUGGGGAAAGGAUCUGAGGAAUUGAGGAAGAUAUAUCGAAAAAAGCAGACCCAUACAUGGUCUGUUCAGAUAGUCGAACGACUUCUUCACCACGCUUCCACGUAUGAGUACGAGUAUGAUGGGAGAGACCCACAAGAAGACGAAGGCUAUAGUACAACGUCGUCACAGGAUGACACCGCUGCAGCAUCAAUCAAACCUAGCAGCACCAAGGACAAAGGUAACGAUGAGCAGAAUCCUAAAAGGAGGACAACGGAGACUCCUAUCUUAGUGGCUGCAAAGAAUGGUGUGAUGGAAAUAAUAGAGAAAAUUGUGGAGUUAUUUCCGGUGGCCAUUCACGAUCUCAAUGAAGAUAAGAAGAACAUAGUGUUAUUAGCAGUGGAACACAGGCAACCUCACGUGUAUGAGUUCUUGCUCAAAAAGAAUAUUUACAAAGAGGGUUUAUUCCAUCAGAUGGAUAAGGAUGGAAACAGUGCGUUGCACUUGGCAGCCACACUUCGUGAGGACAAGCCGUGGCUCAUUCCUGGCGAAGCUCUUCAAAUGCAAUGGGAACUCAAAUGGUACAAGUUCGUGAAUGAGUCAAUGCCGCCUGAUUUCUUUGGCCGAUACAACAGGAAGAACGAAACCCCAGAUGUUGUGUUCACCAAUACUCACAAGGACCUCACAAAAACGGCCGCCGACUGGCUGAACAAAACCUCAGAAUCAUGCUCGCUAGUAGCCGCACUAAUUGCCACGGUGGCCUUUGCCACGGCAGCCACCGUGCCCGGCGGAUUCUUCGAGAAAACAGGCCACCCGAUCCUUGAAGAUAAACCAGAAUUCCAACUGUUCGCCAUCUCAUCACUCGUAGCCCUGGGCUUCUCCAUCACGGCCAUGGUGAUGUUCCUAUCUAUACUCACUUCUCGAUUUCAAGAGAGAGACUUUGACAAAGACUUGCCCAGGAAGCUAAUGAUAGGUUUGACUUCCUUGUUCGUGUCGAUUGCUUCCAUGUUGGUGUCGUUCUGUGCUGGACAUUUCUUCGUGCUCAAGGAUACACUUCAUUAUCUUGCUCUUCCAAUAUAUGUGGUGACUUGCCUCCCUGUGACCCUUUUUGUUUUGGCACAAUUUCCACUCUACUUUGAUCUUCUAUGGGCUACCGUUACGCAUGUUCCACAACGUAGCUACAGGCCCACCACCUGACUUCAACAUGUCUCAGCCUGAUUUGAUCAGUGUACAAUUGAACACUUAAAGUCUAUCGCAUGUGUGUGCUUU